Daphnia pulex (common water flea) is the source of this 1389-nucleotide messenger RNA. It is a transcript of the gene Ccm3, whose product is annotated as programmed cell death protein 10-like. Gene Ontology annotation, biological process: regulation of Golgi organization; positive regulation of MAP kinase activity. Gene Ontology annotation, molecular function: protein kinase binding. The record is from RefSeq and is a predicted model, not a curated record. Bases 341 to 1030 code for a protein of 229 amino acids. The transcript is spliced from 3 exons. NCBI's taxonomy places the organism in Eukaryota, Metazoa, Arthropoda, Branchiopoda, Diplostraca, Daphniidae. Gene Ontology annotation, cellular component: FAR/SIP/STRIPAK complex; Golgi apparatus.
AAUGAAGUAACAGAACUACGUACGUCAGAUCAGAUGGUUGAGCGUUAUUCCUUUUGCUUAUUUAUUUGUAAGUGAUAUGUUUUGUUUAUCUUAGAUCCAACUGUGAAAUUACUACACUGGAUAUCUCUGUUUCCUUUUCCAAGGUUUUCUUACCUUGUUUAGUACAAACACUUGUCUAGUGGCUUACUUUGAUUGAACUCAUUCGAUCUAGUCGAUCAACACACUCGUAUUUACUUUCUCUAGACAAGCUAGUUGUAGUUGUGUGUGCAAUUUUUCAAGAAAUUACGCGAUAUCCCUAUGGAAUUUAACUUCUAGUGACACUUAUUCUUAUUCCAACAUCAUGCUAAAGCAUUUAUCAAAUGUAAUUAAAGUGGCAGAAGCUUCUACAAAGAUGACUAUGGGAGAAGAAAGCAUGUUGUCUUCUUUAGUGUUGCCUAUUUUGGUGGGCCCAUCUCUGGUAAACUUGGAGAAACAAGAUCCAGGUGCUGCCCAACUGCUGAAAGCUGCCUUUAGUAAUGCCGAAUCUGCCCAUCCAGGCCUCUGCCACAGUUUCAUUUUGGGACUGAUGAAAAAGGCAGAAUUGUCACAAAAAGUCAACAUGAAUGAGAGUCUUUUAAGAGUUCAAGGAGCAGCCUUGGAUCAAGAAUCACCUGAUUACAGAAUUAACCGCUCUGAAGAUGCCUUUCAGGAACUGUGUAAGAAGUCAGUUGGUUUGAAGAAGAUCCUGAGUAGAAUCCCUGAUGAGAUUGGAGACCGCAAAGCCUUUCUGGAGACUAUUAAAGAAAUUGCAAGUGCCAUAAAGAAACUGCUUGACGCAGUUAAUGAAGUGGCCGUCUACAUAAUAUUCGGCUCGGGAAAACAGCGCCUGGAACAGCGAAAACGAGAAUUCGUCAAGUAUUCUAAACGGUUCAGCACGACGUUGAAAGAAUACUUCCGCGAUGGACAAGCAAAUGCUGUCUUCCUGAGUGCCCUCUGCUUGAUACAGCAAUCCAAUUUCAUUAUUACAACCGUUAAAGAUUGUUGUGAAUAAGUUUUGUUAAAAAAUCUUUCAAGCUGCGGUGAAGGUCGAUGCUCGGAGACGUCGCAAUUCGGUAGCGGUUUAAGUGGUGCUUCACACACAGUCGUGAAUAUUUAUAUUUCAAAAAAUAAAAACACAACUUAAUCCGUUCUUUCAUCGUUUUACACCGUCCAUUUUCAGAUCAGGUGUGAGUACCCUUGAGGGGGUUGUCUGCAUCUCUUCACCCCAUUUUUUUUUCUCUCUCUCGUUAUCUUAUCAUCCACAAAAUCCUUAUUGCUCGCCACCUCCUAGACCGCUCCUAAUGAUGAAAUCCGUUGCAUGUUAUCCUAGCCCGACCUAACAUUCCAGAGAAUAAACAUUGUUGAACUUUC